Molecule: messenger RNA, 1446 nt
Organism: Thyridium curvatum
Lineage: Eukaryota; Fungi; Ascomycota; Sordariomycetes; Thyridiales; Thyridiaceae
Exons: 4
Coding region: 1-1446 (481 amino acids)
Cellular component (GO): plasma membrane
Source: RefSeq, a predicted model, not a curated record
AUGGCCGACGACCCGACUCCGGCAGCCGGGCCAAGCCAAGACGGCCCGGCUCGCAACAAAUUUGUCUCGUGGGUGAUCAAGAUAUUCAAUUUCAUCCUCGGCCAAUAUAUUUUGAUCAUGUUUGGCCUCGCCUGCUUAUUUGGAUACCUCUUUCCUCACGUCGCCGCACAUGGAGGUGUCAUUAAGUCCGAGUACAGCAUUCUGUACGGAGCGGUGGCAUUCAUUUUCCUAGUCAGCGGCCUGCAGAUAUCGCACCAGAGGUUGCUGGCGAAUUUGCACAACUGGAGGCUGCACUUCAUUACUCAAGGGAUCAGCUUUAUCCUGAUCCCUUGCUUCCAACUCAUGAUCGUACACAUCAUCAUUGCAGCCGGCGACCUCAGGACCCAGGUCAUUGAUGUGGGCAUUCUGGUGGGCAUGAUCGUGGUCAGCGCCAUCCCGACCACGAUUGCGUCGAACAUCAUCAUGACGAGGAAUGCUGGAGGUGACGAGGCCGCAGCCGUCGUCGAGGUGGUUUUGGGCAAUGUGUUCGGCGCAUUUCUGACUCCCGGCCUGGUGUAUGCCUUCAUGCCCAAGAAUCCAGAGUUUGAUGCGUGGAGGCCUGCCUCGCCGAGUACCGCCGGGCUCAUGUAUGCCCGUGUUGCAAAGCAGCUCGGCCUCACCGUCCUGGCCCCUCUCUUUGUUGGCCAGGUGAUUCGAUACUUCUGGACGAAGCAGGUCACAUAUGUGCUGAAUACGUUGAAACUGGCUAAGAUUGGGACCGUGUGUCUGGCUCUGCUGGUGUGGACCACCUUUUCCGGGGCUUUUGAAACCGACGCACUGUACAAGAUCACGAAGGCGUCUGUCAUCUUCGUUGUGCUGUUCAACAUCCUCGAAUACGUGAUAUUCUCAUUCAUCUGCUUCUACAUGGCUCGGCCUCCGAAGCCUCUGGUCUCUUUCGUCAACACCCACGUCGCAGACUCGAAGGCCCUGUCACGUCUGCCCGAGAAGCUCAGAAGGCCGCUGAGGACGAGAAGGAUGUCCCAGAUCGAGAUGAUAGCCAUAUGCUUCUGCGGCGCGGCAAAAACCACGAGUCUUGGUAUACCUUUGGUCGAAGUUAUGUGGGCCAACGCCGACAAUCUCACCCGGGCGUACAUCCAGAUCCCGGUACUGCUCUACACGAUCGAGCAAGUUUUUAUGGCGCAGAUUCAGGUGUAUUUGUUCAAGUGGUAUCUAAAGCGCUCGGAGAGAAAGGCCAAGGCCAAGGCUGAAGCAGAAAGCGGAGAAGGUCUAAGAAAUAGCGAACAUAACGAUCUGGAAUUGGACUCGUCACCGUCUCCUCGAGAUGAAGGCAAUGAAGAAGGUCUGGAUAGCAAGAAGGACCCAGAUCCAGACAAGCAGUCCAUUCGGGAAGUGCAAGACAGCUCGAAGAGCGCUCAACCUGAUAGACUUAGCAUUAAUGACAGAUAG